AUGUCCAUAGUAGCACUAAAGAACGCGGUAAUGACCCUCAUACAGAAAGCCAAAGGUAGUGCUGGAACCUCGGAAUCCGGGGGGUCUGAAUCGACUCCCUUGCUGAGAGGCAGCAAUAGCAAUAAUUCAACGCAUGAUAGCUCAUCCUCAUCUAGCUCGGAUAUUAUCUAUGGUGGAAAUGCAACGCAGGAUCUGGAAAACUCGCCGAUGUCAGCAGGGAAGGAUAACAGAAACGAUGACAGCGGUUCAAACAACGAAAAAGCAAAAUUGGGGCUCUUCCAAUCAGUAGAUCCUCGUGUUAUCAGUGAUUUGAUCAUUGGGCUGAGCGAUGGUUUGACUGUCCCCUUUGCCCUAACAGCUGGUCUAUCUUCACUUGGUGAUGCAAAAUUAGUCAUCACCGGUGGCUUUGCUGAGUUGAUCUCAGGCGCUAUUUCCAUGGGUCUUGGUGGCUAUCUAGGAGCUAAGAGUGAAUCUGAUUAUUACCAUGCGGAAGUGAAGAAGGAGAAAAGGAAAUUUUACGAUAACUCUAACCUAAUCAACAGGGAAAUUGAAGACAUUUUAUUAGAAAUCAAUCCGAAUUUCUCCGACGAAACAAUCGUUUCAUUUAUCAAAGACUUACAAAGGACACCGGAAUUAAUGGUGGACUUCAUUAUCAGGUAUGGGAGGGGUUUAGAUGAACCCGCCGAAAAUAGAGAACUGAUCAGUGCAGUUACCAUCGGUGGUGGUUAUCUACUUGGUGGGUUAGUGCCACUGGUGCCAUAUUUCUUUGUAUCAGACGUGGGCACGGGCCUCAUAUACUCUAUCAUAGUUAUGGUUAUAACACUAUUCUGCUUCGGGUACAUAAAAACAAAAUUGUCCAUGGGCAGUGGCAGUUCGACCUCCAAGAAAGUUACAGAAGGUAUUGAAAUGGUCGCUGUCGGUGGUGUAGCAGCAGGUGCAGCUUGGUUUUUUGUUAAGUUACUGGGUUAG
Messenger RNA from Saccharomyces kudriavzevii IFO 1802, 969 nucleotides. RefSeq names its product Ccc1p (gene CCC1). Gene Ontology annotation, biological process: intracellular manganese ion homeostasis. Bases 1 to 969 code for a protein of 322 amino acids. The transcript has a single exon. The record is from RefSeq and is a predicted model, not a curated record. NCBI's taxonomy places the organism in Eukaryota, Fungi, Ascomycota, Saccharomycetes, Saccharomycetales, Saccharomycetaceae. Gene Ontology annotation, molecular function: iron ion transmembrane transporter activity; manganese ion transmembrane transporter activity. Gene Ontology annotation, cellular component: fungal-type vacuole membrane.